Messenger RNA from Carlito syrichta (Philippine tarsier), 2440 nucleotides. RefSeq names its product RNA polymerase II subunit M (gene POLR2M). The transcript has 4 exons. NCBI's taxonomy places the organism in Eukaryota, Metazoa, Chordata, Mammalia, Primates, Tarsiidae. Gene Ontology annotation, biological process: transcription elongation by RNA polymerase II; maintenance of ER location; intracellular signal transduction. The record is from RefSeq and is a predicted model, not a curated record. Gene Ontology annotation, cellular component: RNA polymerase II, holoenzyme; nuclear envelope; nucleus. Bases 324 to 1433 code for a protein of 369 amino acids. Gene Ontology annotation, molecular function: transcription elongation factor activity.
ACUUUCUGGUACAAACCAACGAGCAGCCGGCGACCAGACAGAGGCACACGCAGCGGGGAACGCGCUCCAGGCGGAGGCGCUGACGUCACCCGACGUAACUUCCGCCCCUUCGCGCUCCCUGGGACGCCCCCUUCUCCUGGUCCAUGUUUGUUUCCGGCGUUUCAAUAAAGCUCGAUUCGACUCGAAGAAAAGUCGUCCUUCCGGGAAAAUGGCGACUCCCGCUCGUGCCUCGGAGUCGUCGGCAGCCACGGAUCCGGAGCUAGCGGCAGGGCCUGCCGAGGAGGCCGAGUGCCCGCCACCUCCUCAGCCUCAGCCUCCGCAGAAUGUCCUCGCUGCUCCGCGGCUUCGAGCCCCAAGUUCCCGAGGACUUGGGGCGGCGGAGUUUGACGGAGCUGCGGGAGAUGUUGAAGCGCCAGGAGAGACUUUUGCGCAACGAAAAAUUCAUUUGCAAAUUGCCCGACAAAGGUAAAAAGAUCUUAGACUCUGUUGCCAAACUGAAAGCUGCCAUUGCAGAAUGUGAAGAAGUUAGAGGAAAAAGUGAACUGUUUCAUCCUGUUAGUUUAGACUGUAAACUAAGACAAAAAGCAAUUGCAGGAGUCGAUGUGGACACAGUUAAGGCCCACAAUACUGACCAGAUACUUGAUACUUCAUCACUAGUUCCUGGCUGUUCCUCUGUAGAUAAUAACAUCAAGUCAUCUAAGACGACCUCUCAAGAACAAGGACUUGUACAUCUUACUCAUAAACGUGAUAAAGAAACUCCAGAGGCUGAGUACACAGUGAACAAGUGUCCAGCUUCAACAGCCAGGGCACCUUCUUUAUCUGAAGCUAGCAAGCCUCUCCCUGAGCAUUGUGUUUCAAGUCAAGCAGAAGAUACUUCCAGCAACUUUGACAAUCUGCUUAUUGACAGAUUGCAAAGGAUCACAGUUGCAGACCAAGGUGAACACCAGACAGGAGAGAACACAAGUGCUGAGAACUUGACAGGCCUUCAUAGUGGAUCUCAGAAGAAGCCUCAUUACAUGGAAGUGUUAGAAACGCGAGCCAAAAAUCCAGUGCCCCCAUCACAUAAAUUUAAAACCAACGUAUUACCUUCACAACAGAAUGAUUCAUCUAGUCAUUGUCAAAGGAGAGGGUCUCCCAUUUCCUCAGAAGAGCGGCGGCGUAGGGAUAAGCAGCAUCUUGAUGACAUUACAGCAGCUCGGCUUCUACCACUUCACCAUAUGCCCACACAACUGCUCUCCGUAGAAGAAUCUUUGGCACUUCAGAAACAGCAGAAACAGAAUUAUGAGGAGAUGCAAGCGAAGCUCGCAGCGCAAAAAUUAGCUGAAAGACUGAAUAUUAAAAUGCACAGUUAUAAUCCAGAAGGGGAGUCCUCAGGGAAAUACCGAGAAGUAAGGGACGAAGGUGACGAUCGAUCCUCUGAUGAUGAAUUCUGAAGAUGGGCAUGGGAUAAUCUCCUAAAUUUCCAACUGUGUUGAGAUGUCAUCAUUUUACAUCAGACUUUAACAAGUAUCAAGAUCAGUGUCAGACAUUGUUGAGGGAAAAAGUUUUAUAAAGCUACACAAAAGUAGCUAUAAAAAGACCCAGUUUAUCUUUUAGAAGAUGACUUUCAUGUGCUUGAAAAGUUUAAUAUUUGAAUAUUGUGUUUAACCACAUUGUAUUAAAGUUUUGUAGUAUGUUGUGUAUUUCUUUGAUAUUUUGGUAUGCGGUAGAACACACUUUUUUCUUUAAGCGAAAUGAAAGCAGGUAACUUUUUUUCCUUAUACCCUCAAAUAGCAUUUAUUACAUGUCUUUCAGUGAAAUACUUAAUUGUCCCAGGCACCUAAAAUGAAUUAGGAAGACAUAGUUUCCUUCUUAUUUGAGUAAUGAAGGGAGCAGUCUAAAGAGUUGUGUGUAUGUAUGCAUGGGGCUGUUAUGAAACACCUAGAAAGACACUCAGAAACUGCUUAACAAGUGUCUUUCUGUCUUACCUUAGGAAGUUGUUACCUGUUUUCUGAUUAGGAAUAAGGAACACUUUGAGUGGAUGCCAGAAGGUGGAGGCCUUUCUAGGUAAACAGUUUGCCUGGAAUAACGUGAUGUAUAGGAAAAGUCCAAGCUGACUGAACUGGGUUAGAGGAGUGACUGUCUACUCCUGUGGAAGCCAGGGGAACCUGGCUUGAGUUCAUUGCUCUCACAGAUGAUAGGUUAAUGUGCAGAACGUUCAGUUUGAUAAAACCAUUUUUUAAAAAGUUGAAAUCGUCAGUACAUUGAUUUUUUCCCCCCCAAAAGAGGAAUAUAUAGGCUGCAGAAACCUCAGUCUCAUACAUGUUCAUGUCAUUUUAAAGGAUUUAUAUGGUUGUCUCCAGAGAAAUUAAUAUUUAUGUUAUAAAAAAAGUUAUUUGUCUAAUAUGUUGGAAUCUUUGAAAGUGUUGAAGAAUAAAAUAUUAAUUAGAGCAACUUCAAA